AACGAAUCCUUCUUCCUACUCCAUUCCUCUCUUUGCCACCACUUGUGGAUAUUUGAUUCUCCACCCCCUUUCACUUCCUUUCGUCUUCGAGAAAGAUUACUGGAAAGAAAAGAAGAUGGUUUUCUCCUCUGUCCCAACCUAUCUGGAUCCACCUGAACGGAACCAGAGCUUUCAGUUUCUGGCCGCUGCAGGCGGAGGCAGCGAGGCUUCUCAGCUCUUCCCGAGGUUGGAAGCGCAGGGAACGGAAGCUGGUGUGGCAGCUGCAGGGUCGGCCAGGCCUAUCUCCAUGGCAGAACGAGCUCUCCUCGCGAAGAUCCCACAUCCCGAGCAGCCGCACAAGUGCCCGCGGUGCGACUCCAGCGACACCAAGUUCUGCUACUUCAAUAACUAUUCCCUCUCGCAGCCCCGCCACUUCUGCAAGACCUGUCGACGCUACUGGACCCGAGGCGGCGCCCUCCGAAACGUCCCUGUGGGCGGAGCCUGCCGUCGCAACAAGCGGAACAAAUCCUCGGGAAGCUCCUCCAAAUCAACCGCCACUACCUCCACCGCUGACCGUCGGGCUGGUACCUCAUCCUCAUCCUCCACCGCCGCGGGCGGUGGUAACGCCGAGCGACCCUUCUUCUCCGCCAUGCACACUCUCGUCGAUCCGGCAGGGUAUCAGGUAGGAAGGAGCAGCCUGGGUGUCGGGCUCGAGCGGUGGAGGAAACCACAGAUCCAGCAAUUCCCUUUCCUGGGAGGACUAGAGCCACGACCAGAGCCGCCCGCGUACCGUCUCAACGGAGAAGGCGUAGUUUCGGCGAAGAUAGAAGACAACUCCCACGGGCUACGUUUGCCAAGGCAGUGUUCAGAUCUUCUCGGAACUGAGCAAUACUGGAGUGGUGGUGGUGGUGAAGGCGGCAGCACCAACAGCGGAGGUUGGGCGACACAGCUAUCGGAUGUAACCUAAGCGUUGGAACCCUACUUUUGCCAUGGGUUGGAGAAGGAACAACCGGAGUAAUCAAGGAAGAAGAACAUGAUCACUAUUCCAUGCAUCUUUCCUUGAUGUAAACGAGGAAACUUGCUUAUUACUGGAAUCUCAAACGAUGGCUGCUCAAGUGUUGGAAGACUACCAAUAUCCUCAAUGGCAUGCAAUCAAAGAACUCGGUCAUGAUGCAUGACGAGGUUUCCUUUAUCUUUUCUAGAACUUUGGAGCCUAUUCUUUGACUGUUACGGCAUCUUCUUUGGACUUCUGUCCCUCCAAAAUUUACUGGAAUCUAUCUACGCCAUCGGGAAUCCCAACUCCCCAUGAAA
Messenger RNA from Musa acuminata AAA Group (dessert banana), 1290 nucleotides. RefSeq names its product dof zinc finger protein DOF5.1. Lineage: Eukaryota; Viridiplantae; Streptophyta; Magnoliopsida; Zingiberales; Musaceae. Bases 116 to 946 code for a protein of 276 amino acids. Gene Ontology annotation, biological process: regulation of DNA-templated transcription. Gene Ontology annotation, molecular function: DNA-binding transcription factor activity; DNA binding. The transcript has 3 exons. The record is from RefSeq and is a predicted model, not a curated record.